AUGCCUAAAAUUACUUCUAAAUCUAAAUUAUUUAAAUAUACUUGUCUUCAACCUUGUUGUACUGUUAAAAGUAUUCGUAAUGACAAAUGGGCUCAACAUUGUCGGAAUAGACAUGGAAGGGUAGCCAGAGAAAAUGUUAAAUUUAAAAUUAUAGCAAUUAAAGAGGGAUUUGCCCCUUGGAAACCAUAUGAACAAUCAUCCUCUAAUAAUUCAAGUGAUAAUUUGGAUAUAUCAAAUUCACAUUCAAACAAUAUGUCAUUAAUAUAUAACCAUUUAUUAAGAGAAAAUAACCAACCAACAUUGCAUCAUUUUUCAAGCUCAAGCCCAACUUUUUAUACACCUAAUGAUAACAAGAAUACAUAUCAAAACAAAACUAUUCUAUCUUCUUUAUAUCCUAAUGAUCCAUCUCUACUGGUUAAUGUUGAAAUUACUCCUAAGGUUAUAAAUGAAUUUAUGAGGCUUGGACCUUGUCAGCCAAAAUCUCAAGAUUUUAAUUUUCCUGUUACUACAAUCUAUCACUGUGAUAAGAAAAAGAAUAUUCGAUUUUUAGAUUCAUGGUAUUCUAGAUCAAUAUCAGGCAAGCAUCUUGAUUAUAACAAAAGCUUAAGAGACUGGCUAUCUUAUAGCCCAAAUUACAACAAAGCAUUUUGCUUGAAUUGUAUGCUAUUUGGCAGAAAAUGCAGUCAAACCUGGACUCUUCAUGGAUGGGACUCUUGGUCUAAGAGUUCAAGAGAUAUAAGGAGACAUGAGCUAUGUAUUGAACACAUUAAUGCAUCUAAAGCCAAGUCAAAAUGGGUUCAAGAUUAUAAUCAAAUGUUUAAGAUAAUUGAAGGUUAA
Molecule: messenger RNA, 837 nt
Organism: Gordionus sp. m RMFG-2023
Lineage: Eukaryota; Metazoa; Nematomorpha; Gordioida; Chordodea; Parachordodidae
Product: zinc finger MYM-type protein 5-like
Exons: 1
Coding region: 1-837 (278 amino acids)
Source: RefSeq, a predicted model, not a curated record